ACACGCUGUCAGUUGUGUUGUCAUUUUGUUUUCAUGCGAACGUAUGUUGGAGAUGGAUUUAAUGUUUUUAAACAAUUAAAACUUUAAAAAUGGGGAACGCUGACACAAAAUUAAACUUUAGAAAAGCUGUCGUCCAGCUUACUUCUAAGACACAGCCUAUUGACGCGUCAGAUGAUAGUUUCUGGGAUCAAUUCUGGUCGGAGAGCGUCACGAACGUGCAAGAUGUGUUCGCGCUAGUACCGGGGGCGGAGAUCCGAGCGUUGCGAGAGGAGUCUCCGAACAACCUGGCCACACUUGUUUACAAGGCUGUUGAGAAGCUGGUGAAGUGUGUAGACAGCAGCUGCAGAACGCAGAGGGAACAGCAGACCGCCCUGAAUUGCGCGCGGCUACUGACGCGGGUGCUCCCGUACAUGUUCGAGGAGCCUGAGUGGCACAGUUUCUUCUGGUCCUCACUGCCGGCCGCGGCUGAGAACGAGUCCGUGCCGCUCGCGCAGUCGCUCAUCAACGCUAUCUGCGACUUGUUAUUCUGCCCCGACUUCACAGUGGCCAGCACAAAGAGAUCAGGGCCAGAGCGCGCAGAAGAGUUAUCGCAGCUGGACAGCUGCGAGUACAUCUGGGCGGGCGGCGUGGGGUUCGCUCGCGCCCCGCCGCGGCUGGCGGCGCACGAGGCGGCGCGCGGGGAGCUGCUGCGGCUGCUGCUGACGGCCUGCAGCGAGACCAUCUACACGCCGCCGCACCACGCCGGCAGGGGCUACCAUCACAACAAGUGGAUCGCGUACCUGACGAGCCCUGAGAACCGUCACGCGCUACCCCUGUUCACGUCUUUACUGAACACGGUGUGCUCGUACGACCCGGUCGGACUCGGCCUGCCAUACAACCACCUGCUGUUCCAGGAUACCCUUGAGCCACUUGUCGAGGUGGCGUUACAAAUACUGAUAGUGACACUAGACCACGACACCAGCACUGCUGCCAAUGAGGAAACUGACGAGAACCUGCCGGACAACCUGUUCAUCAACUACCUGUCCCGCAUCCACCGCGACGAGGACUUCCAGCUGAUCCUGCGCGGCGUCACGCGGCUGCUCAACAACCCGCUGCAGCAGACCUACCUGCCCAACUCCAACAAGAAGGUCCUCUUACACCAGGAGCUGUUGGUGCUCUUCUGGAAGAUGUGCGAUUAUAACAAGAAAUUCAUGUACUACGUGUUGAAGAGCAGCGACGUGCUGGAGGUGCUGGUGCCUAUACUGUACCACCUAAACGACUCCAGAGCAGAUCAGUCCCGCGUCGGCCUGAUGCACAUCGGCGUGUUCAUCCUCCUGUUGCUGUCGGGGGAGCGUAACUUCGGCGUCCGCCUCAACAAGCCGUACACCGCCACCAUUCCCAUGGACAUCCCAGUGUUCACUGGCACGCACGCUGACUUGCUGGUGGUCGUGUUCCACAAGAUUGUCACCACUGGCCAUCAAAGAUUGCAGCCGCUGUUCGACUGCCUUCUCACCGUGUUGGUUAAUGUGUCCCCGUACCUGAAGACCCUGUCGAUGGUGUCCGCCACCAAGCUGCUGCACCUGGUGGAGGCGUUCAGCACGCCGUGGUUCCUGUUCGCGCGGCCGCACCACCACCAUCUCGUCUUCCUGCUGCUCGAGAUGUUCAACAACAUCAUACAGUACCAGUUCGAUGGUAAUUCGAACCUGGUGUACACGAUAAUCCGCAAACGCGGCGUGUUCCACAACCUCGCCAACCUGCCGCACGAGCACGCCGCCAUCGCGCGCUCCAUGCAGCAGGGCAAGGGCAAGCACACGCCCACCGCCAGCUCCAGCCUGCCCAGGACGACGUCCGCGGAGUCCGUGUCGGAGGCCGUGAUGGAGGGCUCGCGGCCCGCGCUGCCCGCCGAGCCCGGCACGCUCAACCCCACGCUGCCCGACACGCCAGCGAUAGCGGCGAUGACGGAGCGCGAGUCAGCGCACCCCCCCUCCACCGUCCCGGCCGAGGCGCUGCUGCCCGCCCGCAGCGGCGGCGACGGCGAGGACCACGCCGCAGACGACCACGGCGGGGACACGCACACCGUCACACAUAGAGAGUCCAUCAAGCUGUCGGGUGGCGAGCGCCCCCCGGUGCCGGAGACGGAGGCGGGCGCGGCGUGGCGGCCCAGCAGCGAGUGGGUGGCCUCGUGGCGCAGCAAGUUGCCGCUGCAGACCAUCAUGCGACUGCUGCAGGUGCUCGUGCCGCAGGUCGAGAAGAUCUGCAUCGACAAGGGUUUGACAGACGAGUCUGAGAUCCUGCGGUUCCUGCAGCACGGCACGCUGGUGGGCCUGCUGCCCGUGCCGCACCCCAUCCUCAUCCGCAAGUACCAGGCCAACGCCGGCACCGCCGCCUGGUUCCGUACUUACAUGUGGGGCGUCAUCUACAUACGUAAUGUGGACCCUCCGAUCUGGUAUGAUACCGACGUGAAGUUGUUCGAGAUCCAGCGGGUGUGAGCCGCCACCGACCACUAGCGACCAUCGACCACCGACCACCGACCGACCUACGCGUACAUGGGUACACCCUCGGACACCGGAAGCCAACAACAUUACCGGUAACGCAAAAAUAUCCAAGAAUCUUUGGUCGUUUUGCAAAUAUCCAGUUAGACUCAGGCGAGCAUGUAUGAAGUCUUUGAUGAGAGUGGAUGAAGCGAAAGUGGUGUGUCUAGAUAGUAGUAAGUGGAAUUGGGUAGUAACCUAGGUCAAAGAUAAGUUAUGAAAUUCUGAUUACUAAAUAAAAACAGAUCUAAAACUGACAAAAAACAUUUCUUUAUUCUAUUCUAUUUAACUUACUUAUAAAUGACUAAAAUUGUUUAUUUCGGAUCAAAAAAUUACAUCCAUAUUAUGUUAGUGAGAAGUGACUUAUGAAACUAUUGUUAGUAAUGUAAUUAUAUUUUGCACGCAUUCAUGACCAUCACGAGAACGGGUAAGUUCCCGUGAUCGUCACUCUACGCACAAAACAUCUCCAAAGCGGCGAUGUGUAUCGGUCAGCUAUGUGUCUUCAGAAUGCUGUUGGGGCUGUUUAUGAAUUUCAAUAAAGAAAUAUGUAAUAAUAAGUGCGACAUUUUGUCACGUUUUUCUACACAGGUUGCUUUUUCAUACAAAUUCCUUAGUAAUUUCCUGUUUUGACGUUUAGUAAAAAGUAACUGAUUUGACUGGUUGGAAACUACCCUAUUCCGUGGUUUCUGCCCACCCACAACGGGAAAUAGGCGUGAUCUCAAGUAUGUAUCUAUGUGGAACUUAUAAAAGUUGGCGACAGACAUAAGUUGUAACUGGAUAUUAGCAAAAAGACAAUAGAUUUUAGCAUGGUGUAAGAAAACCAGGUAUGCUCAAAAGUGACAGCUAACAUUUCAAGGUUAGCCCAGCUGACGUCAUCCCACCCUGCGUUGACAUUUCGUAAAAAAAUAAACUACCCACGACCAAUGUUUUUCGUUUACUUUGCAAGGAAAUUUUGAACUUUUAGUAAAAGAUUUACUUACAGUUUUAUUAUUAUUUUUUUAUAUGAAAAGUAGUAGUAAUUAAAUACAUUAGUCAGUAAUUAACUCAAAUAUUUAUAAUUUCUGUUCAUUUUGUGAAUAUUAGGAAUAUAAAUUAUGCUUAAGAAAAAACAUAAUUAAAUCCACCAUAGGCUUCGUCAAAAAGGAACUAAAAACAAGAAUAAACCAGAAAUCCACAAAUGUUUCGUCAAAAUACAAACCGAAAUCAGCAACAAGCUUCGUCAUAAUAACUAACUAACUUAAUCGUAAUUAACUUAAUUUUUAAUAAUAACGUCCUUGGAAUGUUGGAGAUACCAAUUUUAUGGUAACACUUAUGUGACACGUCAUUAAACUGCUAGCAAUGGCGGCUUUUCAUACAAUUGAGUGUACUUGGUUUUGUUAUACCAUUGAUUUUAGGAUAUUUUUGCCUUCACGGUAAUAACAUUGUCUUCGGGAGUUCAAAGAACUACUCACCUACCCUUCUUAGGGCGUGAAGAAGCCGUUCACAAGUACUGUCUUGAUAUUUUACUAUUUCUAGUGUAAGAGCGCUUUGAAGGUACGUAUUUGCGCUAACCGUUCUUAUCAAUACACGUUUCGCGGGAAUUUUUUUAAUACAAAAGUGGUAUUCAUUAGGUAAAUGAGCGCCAGAAUAUCCGAUUAUUAAUAAUAACACCCGUUACAUAUGGUACAGUCAUGAGCAAUAUCAUGUACCCACUUUAGAACCCUGUCGAAUUAUCAUAUUUGACAUUUAACGAGACUUAUUGCUUGAUUUGUCAAAAAAGUUAAUGUGACAUGGUUUCAAAGUGUACCGUACAUUACAGGUAACGCUAUGAACGGCUACCAAAUGCCCAAGCUCUUAGUUAAGAAUGCCUUAUCCUUCAACUGUCUGUAAUCUCGUACUGAACAACAUUUUUUUCAUCAUCACUAAUUUAAGUGUCAGUGUAGCAUUAUCCAUACUCCUUUUUUAUGGAAAAAUAUGGAAGGUUUCUCUCUUGCAUUCCGCAGUACUCUGUCUGACGCGAUGCCGCCCAGAGUAGUCUAUUUCAAAGCCGUACUAGGACUUCUGUCCUCCGCCUCUGAAUAGUACUGACAGUUACGUCUGCCCUCUGUGAGGUUCCAGGUUACAGUCCCAGGUAAUUUUUCUUUUACUUACAUUGAAUUAAUUGGAUUGUCAAUGUUACUGAUUCCUACCUAAUUUUAUUUUAAGUUAUACCUGUCAUUUUCUUAUACGCUGUAAAGAAAAGAGACAGGUAAUCGACAGGCAUAUUUAUUGAACACACGUCAAUUUUAGGCAGAAAUGUAAACAACCCUCUCAAAAUGUUACAUUGGUUGCAUAUGAGCUAUUUUAUUUGCCCUGGUUAUUCAUUCAUUUUUAAAUUAACAGUUGUCAAUCAUCCGUCUCUUUUCUUUUCGGCGGAUAAGAAAAUAACGGGUAUAACUUAAAAUAAAAUUAGGUGUCUGCAGGAAUCGGGGCCAUUAUUAUUAUUAUUUUUAAUAAAAAACUCAAUAAUAACCUUGACACCAGGGUUGAUGGGGUUGGUAAUGCACCUCACAACCCACACGAUAAAAGAAGAAUAAAAAAAAUUUUGCUAAUUAGAUUCUUAAAAAAACCCCAGUCAAAUGCAGCUCGACUACAGCACUCACUUAUCAUUAUACCAGCCGAUUGUAUUGCUAUUUGAUUCUAUGUCGCCAUUUUGGAAAAGUCCAAAAUGUUGUUAGUACGAGAUUUUACUUACCUCUUUUUUACGCCUUCGAGUAUUCCAAUGUCCACUGUAAUUACGCAUUUUAGAUCACAAUCGUUCCUUCAAUAGAUUAUUUACAAUACAACAACUAUAUAAGGUAGAAAUUACAUCGAAAGUUACCAAAGGUGUUUGCAUUUAGUACCACAUGACAUAAGAUAGUAAAUGAUAGUACGUAAGUUAUGUAUUGGCGAUGUAAUUUCUAUGUAAAAUGUUAACUCGGAGCAAUGUGCAUUUGUACUUUUUUCUAGUUUCAAUGAAGGGGGGAGUGUUCUUAAAUUUCGUCAGUUCCCCAUACUAUUUGAGUAAACAAACGUAUUGUUUUGGUUAAAUUUUUACACUAUAACCAUUUGCGCAGCGUUUAACUGCGAAAUCAUAGUGUUAUAUUUCCUUUUUUCCAACUGAUGGCUUUUCUUUUUCGUAACUUAUCUUUCAAACGGGAUACACUCCACGUUGCUCCAUAAUUAUUUUAUAGCAGUUUAUCACGAAUUUUAGCUGGACAGUAUGGAGAACUGUCAAAAUUUAGGAACACUCAACAGUGCUGCCACCUACAUUUGAGCUUAUAGUUUUUAUCCUCAUUAUGAUCGGCCGAUAUCGAGAGUUUAAAUGGACUGAUGGUGAAUCUUAUUGUCUCAAAGACCAAAUGAUUUUCGUUUAUUUAAAUGUCACUUUCCCCGAUAUCAUAGAAUAAAGAAAAUACUACGUAUAGAAUGGACACCUCCGCCCCGCACGAAUUCAUAUCGUUGCCGACCUUUCCCAGUAAAUCAAAGUCAAAAUUAAUAUGUUUCUUCUUUUUUAUCAGUUAUUUCAAUAUGCCUGUGACUUAUCUUACUAGAAAACAGUAUUUAAAAGACAAAGUGAGAUUUUCUAUGAUAAGCAUUAUAUUUCGUAUUAAUUCUGAGGCUGCGCCUACAACAAAACGGUUAUAAAGCAUUUUAUAUUAGCACAUUACUCCAAAUUCAAUCAGGGAUGCUGGUUUGAAAGGCUUUACAUACAAAAGAAGUUACCGUUAGGGCGUUAUCACACAACUCCGGUUCUUAUGCGAUUUAAAUCCGUCAGAUAUGACGGUAAAAAAGUGGUCGUUACAUAAAUGGAAAUAUAUAGAUCUGCAAAAAUGGAAAAAUAAUUCUGCUUUCGCAGCUAGUUACAAAACAGUGAAAGAAAAAUCUCCAGAGAAACCAGUUGAACCAGUUGGUUAGUUAAAUCUAGUUACCAACGUGGACGAAGAGCGUAGAACUUAGAACUAUUUGUGUGAUAGUACGCACGCACUAAGUAUAUCCGAUAUCUAGGCAGAUUUCAAUAAUCCAUCUAUCCAUGGUUUUCGCUUUCUAAAACAAACUAAAUCUAAGAAACAACCUGACAAGACUUCGGUUUCGGGUUGGUAAGAAUAUUAUAAUAAAAAUAUAAUUUAUAUAUAUUAUGACUUGGCUGUAUGGGCUAUGUUCCCUUUGCCUGUCUUGUGGAUAAUAUAACAAAUAAACCAUGGAUAUUUUCUACUAUCCGUCUUUCUUGGACUCGGCUCGGAUAAGAAUCUUAUAUCGUUGUUGCCAAUUUAAAAUCUAUUAUGUGCAAUCGGUAAAAUUUUACAGAAAUUGAAAAAACGUCCGCCUGAAUUUUUUUUGUAUGAUUGUGUGUUAAAAAUAUUUUUAAUUUAUAUUUACGUACAUAAGAGUUUGUACUGAAUGUUUUAGGAGCAAAAUACUAUUCGGUCCUGACAAAAAAGAAAUUUGAUGAGGGCAACACAUAAGAGCUUUUAAAUUGGCAGCGACUAUAUAGCGUGAAAACGCCCUUACAUUCGAUAUAGCAAUCAUCACGCCCUGCGGGCUAAGCACGCGACUCUUUCUCGCCGCAACAGAGAUCAUCUGUCUCUUUCUGUGCAGUACUAUGAGAGAGUGACAUAUGCCGAAGCGAGAAAGAGUCGCGCGCUUACGGUGCUAAGCCCGCUGAUGUGUUUGGUUUACGAUAUUUUUGUUUUUUUUUUGUUUUCAAGUACAGCGACACUAAUUGUUUUGUAGCAGGAGCAAGCCCUAAAUAUAUUUGAAUUUUAUUCCAUCAAAAAAUUGGUUAUACGUAAAAAUGUUAUUCAUUAAGAUUAAUUUUACAAUGGUGCUGAUUUCAGUACACACUGUCUAAUUUUAUUCUAAGUUAUACCUGUCAUUUUCUUAUGUGUCGAAAGGAAAGGGAUGGGUAAUCGACAGACAUAUUUAUGGAACACACGUCAAUUUUAGACAGGAAUUUAAAAAUCGCUCGCCAAAUUUUACAUUGGCAAUAACCCGACACAAUUAACUUGCUGCACACGUCAAACAGGUUGCAUACUAAUGAGCUGCCUACUUGAGUCGCCCGGGUUAUUCGUUCAUUCACUUAUUUGUUUUAAAAUUAGCAGCUGUCAAUCAUCCGUCCCUUUCCUUUUCUGUCUACUUGAUAAUGUAAAUAUUUAGUUUACUUCAAUUAUUUGCAGCUACUAUGGAAUUAUGUUGCAUUUUACCUCCUUUGUUUUCUUAUGAAACGUCUGUUAUCUCGUAUUCAUAAUUAUAAUCGAUAUUCUUUUGACCUAGUCAUAUCUUUAUCAUGUCAAAUUAAUAUUUGUAUUUACUGUUUUAAAAUUUUAUCGUUUUUACUCAUCAAACCAUUUUCAAUUGAGGCUCUUACCAUUAUAAUUCAUUUCGUCAUUUAUCUUGUUGAAUAUUGUAACAUUCCAUUGGUACUUACGUAAUAUAUGUUUUACUUCUGAUGUUCUGAAUUAUUGUAUAAAUUUUGCUCAUUUUCUUUUUCUAAAUGGUACAAUUUCACAGAAUAGAAUUUAUUAUAUUUGUUGUAAAUUACCAAAUAAUAUAGUGACGUUAUUUUUAUUUUGGCGCAGUUAUGUUAUAGAGUGGAGAUAUCAGAAUUAUGUGUAAAUCUAUUUAUUUUACCGUACCUCGUAUGUACUUAAUGUUAUUUAAAUAAUGAAGAUAU
Molecule: messenger RNA, 8181 nt
Organism: Pectinophora gossypiella (pink bollworm)
Lineage: Eukaryota; Metazoa; Arthropoda; Insecta; Lepidoptera; Gelechiidae
Product: protein HID1
Exons: 17
Coding region: 90-2468 (792 amino acids)
Cellular component (GO): membrane; Golgi trans cisterna; Golgi medial cisterna
Source: RefSeq, a predicted model, not a curated record